Messenger RNA from Drosophila novamexicana, 2266 nucleotides. RefSeq names its product IQ and ubiquitin-like domain-containing protein. Lineage: Eukaryota; Metazoa; Arthropoda; Insecta; Diptera; Drosophilidae. The record is from RefSeq and is a predicted model, not a curated record. The transcript is spliced from 8 exons. Bases 103 to 2229 code for a protein of 708 amino acids. Gene Ontology annotation, biological process: cilium assembly. Gene Ontology annotation, cellular component: motile cilium; acrosomal vesicle.
GAUUUUUGGAUUUCGUUAAAGAUCCCCAAAGAAUAGCAUUACGAAUAAAACGCAUAAAUAUAUAAUUAUAUUUUUGUUGUUCUUCUUUUUGUAAGCUGCAAAAUGAGCGACAAGGACUCGCCCCCGCCCCCAUCCUAUGUAUGCAACACGCAGCUGAAUGUGGCGCCUUCGCAACGGCCAAAGGUUCGGGCUAUAUGCGGACCUGAAUACAAGCCCCGCAGCACUGAAUCUGAGCCGUCGCAUGAUGUCUGCGUGGUGGCCCAAAAUGUCACCGUUAAGUUUCGCAUAUCCAACGACAAUUUCAUUGCCCAAGUCUAUCCCAAUUGCAUGACCGUAGCCGAGGUCAAGCAGGAUCUAUCGCGCAGAUUCGAAGUGGACCCGGAGCUGCUGAUUGUCAAGCAAGGGGGUCGUGUGCUCUGCAAUACAACACCCAUUCAUUCCACAAUUUGUGACGAAUUUGGCAUACACGAGUUUCAGCUGGAUCUCAGCGAGCCAAAUUACUCGGAUGGCAACGAUCCACCCACAUUGAGUCUCAGUGUGUACUACGAAAAAUAUCGUUUGCCCGACUACCUGACUGUGCAUAUAUCCGGCGAGGACACGGAAGAUGGCCAGCCGAAAAAUAUUAUCGUCGAGAUCGAGAACGCUGCGAUUGUAAAGCCGUUUCUGUGCGGCUACAAGGACAAGAUAAGUGGCAAAUUAUUUUUGGAUGCAUUUACACAAACUGGACCAUAUUUUGAUAAGUGGAAGUAUAGACGCUAUCGUUCACGCGAUACGCAGACCUGGGAGCACAAGGAGAAGACACUGAAUACAGCACAUGAGCAAUCUGUGCAAUGCUUUCUGGAUGACAUCAACAUUAGAUACGUGUUCACGGCCACGGAUUUUGUAAUCAUACCCGGCAAAUAUCAGACCUAUGCGCAAAAAGAACGUGCGGAGCGCAAGCUCGAGAAGAUACUGUUGAUACAGCGCAACUGGCGACGCUGGAUACUGUGGAAGUACAUACAUAUACGUGCCAAGGAGUAUCGUCGCCUGGUGAAGAAUCGCGUGGAUGAGGAUAAACAGUAUGAAGAGUGCGUGGAGCAGCGGGUGGAACGCAAUGAACUAAUCAAACAAUUUCCACGCACCACUGAUGACUUUGAUUUGCUCUUUGCGGAAAUCUCGCGCUGGAAACGGGCGGAACUUAAACGCAUCGCAGCCAACUAUGAGGGACCUGCACGUAUAUCCGAGGUCAACAUUCUGCUGGAUAAGGAAAUCCGUUUGCUGAACGGUGUAGAGCGACAGCGCCGUCUUGUUUACUUGGCCAUGGAGGAUUUUCGCAACGAUCAACUGUUGAAGAAAAUGGGAAAGCCAGUCGAGUGGAUUGGCUACAAGGAUACCAAAAUACAUUUAGAUUUGCUGCGUACACAGCGCGUGCGAUUUCUAACUGAAAUCUACAAGGAUUUACGUAAUACGGAGGAUAAGGAGAAGCGUCUGGAGCUGUUAGGACGUGUCAUGGAGCUGCUUAUGGAGGAAACGUGUUAUCCAAACUUUCCUGAGCUUUUUGAUCUGUUUGAUCGAGAAAAGAAUCUGCUAAUUUACACAAAGUCUUGCGAUGUGGAAAUUCUACGCAAGCGCCAGAACAUAUUAUUCUUUGAGCUGAUUAAGUUUCAAAAACGCGACGUACCAUCCAAGGUACCCUCGCGCAUGUGCAUCGUCUGCAAAAAGGUCAAGCCCCUUUCCCAGUUUGCGGUACGCACGCGCCAGAGUCACGUGGAUACAUGCAAGCAUUGCUACUACCUAAAGUUGGUGGCCACAGAGAACACAGUUUAUCAAUCGAUUCUGCGCUGCAUUCAGCGCGACGAGCGCAAACGCAAGUGCGCAUCAUCUUUUGCCUUUGUCUUACAGCAGGACGAUGUGCGUCACAUUAUAGACAAAAUCUGGCAUGGCCACUCGGCGCUGAGCAAGUCGGAAAAUCUGAAUGAAUUGCGAUUACCUCGCUGGAACAAAAGCGACGACUGGUCCCCAUGGAACUGUGUGUGCCUGACAGAGCGUGAGACGCGCGAUCAUUACAAGAUCGAGGAUAUGGAAAAGGUGUACGAUCCUAAGUUUAUAUUACACGUGGGCAAUUGUCAUAUGCUGGCACGCAAUUUGUUCCACACGUUGGCAACUGUGGCCACAGAGUUCCAAGAGACAGGACAAUGGUGGAAGGUAGGCAUGAAUAAGCAGCGCAGCAGCAAGCUAGAUGCGGUAUAAGUGCUAUCAAUUGGGCAACAAAAUAUAAAAAAAAAAA